GAUCAAUAUCAAACCACUGUAGCCGGAGGCACUACUACGGUAGGAGGAGCGACUGCUAUUCACGAUAGAGAGGACGAUGAUUUUGCUAUCAAGUAUCGGCGCAUGGAGGAAGUUAUCGGCGAGGAUAUGAUGAAUGUUCUGUGCAAAACUACUAAUGCAGAUGGAUCAACUGAAUUCAAAUGUACUUUAAUUCUUGACUUGUACCGCGAAUGGCUGAUGGUUUUUUUUUCAGACAAAGAUAUCCCGGUAACAAAGCCAGCACCUUUGAAACCAGUGGAUGAUCCAGCUUAUGAAUUGCAGUGGAUGUGA
This is a messenger RNA of Cylicostephanus goldi, 309 nucleotides long. Lineage: Eukaryota; Metazoa; Nematoda; Chromadorea; Rhabditida; Strongylidae. The record is from the annotation of a GenBank genome assembly.